Molecule: messenger RNA, 1743 nt
Organism: Pungitius pungitius (ninespine stickleback)
Lineage: Eukaryota; Metazoa; Chordata; Actinopteri; Perciformes; Gasterosteidae
Gene: dnajc4
Product: DnaJ (Hsp40) homolog, subfamily C, member 4
Exons: 8
Coding region: 176-892 (238 amino acids)
Source: RefSeq, a predicted model, not a curated record
GCUUUUUUUGUGGCUAACUUGAAACUGCUGAGUUUAUGCAACUGGCCGUCAGGAUUCCUUCCGCUUCCAAACUGAAACCCGCUGGUCACGUGUCUACAGAUGUUGCUGACUUCAUCUUUGUCAAUGGAAACGCACUGAAAGGUCCUCUUAAGGGAACCAUCAUAAAGUUUCCAUCAUGCAGUUGGAGGCUCAGCUGCGUCUUUGCCAGAGUUGUCUUUGGUGCUGCAAAAGCGGGCUGCGCCUGCUCUCCCAGAGCGGUGCACACAGAAAAGCUGUGAACUACUACGAUCUACUGGGAGUCCAAUCCAAUGCCUCCUUGGAGGAGAUUAAAAAUGCAUUUUUUAACAAAUCUAAAAAGCUGCACCCAGACAGUGAUCCAUCCAACCCAGAGCUGCACAGCCUGUUCGUGGAGCUGAACGAGGCCUACCGAGUGCUGAGCAAAGAUCCCAGCAGGAAGGAGUAUGACUUCAAAAUCAGACGUCCAUACAGCGGAGGCCAAGCCUUCGGAUCGACCCCCAGUCACACCAGCUACAGAGCCAGCACGGACCCCCAGGAGAACUUUCGGUACUGGGAGCAGUUUCGUCACUCUCAAGCGCAAGAGAUGACGGCGGAGGAGUCGCAGAGGAGGAGGAGGAGAAACUUUCGCCUGGUGGGCUACUGCUUCGUCACCAUGGUGCUCAGCAUCGGAGCGCACGUCGUCUUCUUCAGGAAACUGGAAGAAGUUCACAGUAACUUCAUGGACGAGAAAGACCGCGUCAUCACCGAAAUCUACAACGAAUCCAAAGAGAGGGCCAAGGCCAACGGUUUUAAGAAACAGACAGAGAUCCUGCGGCAGAAACACGCAGAGUUUCUGGAGAAAUACAACAUCCGCAACGAUGGAGACGACAAGUAGGCGAGCAAAGCGGUCCGAGUGGUGAACUGCCAGCAGGUGCACAGUGCCGGACUGGGUGGGGUUCUGGUUUUUAGGUUUUUUUAAAGUUGUAUUUAUUGAACCGGAACACGCUGAUGUGUGUGUGUGUGUGUGUGCGUGUGCCCUGCGUUGUGAGGACUUUGAGGACACACAGAGCACGGGGCAGGGUGGGAUGGCUGCCGGGGUCAUCUGGUCAUACAAAGGGCUUCUUCGUUAGACCGGACCAUUUACUUUACUUUACUGCCGGGUAUCUGCAGUGACAUCAGGGUCAAAGUGAUUCAGCUACACAAACGUUUCCGGGCACGUGUCCAAAGGAGCCACAAUCAACACCUGUAUAAACUGCCUUUAAUGAUCUCGCAGGUAAUCAACCUCUGUUGUCCUUUGCCUCAACGAUGUUGCCCCGUUGGCGCCGGAUGAGUUCAUCGGGUUGGGACUAAACGCAGCAGCUGUAAUGUAACCAGACUUUUGUAGUGAUUUAAAAUCACAUAUUAAAUUGGACACAAGAGAUCGGUUCAACGAUGCCCAUUUUUCUUUUCCUCCAUCGGCAUGAAUCUCCUCAUUGUUUCCUCUGUGACUGUACAAAUGCAGCACAGUGAAUUGACAGAGUCAUCGUAGGACUUUAAAAGAGUGGCGCUGAGAAAUGUAAGAAUAGUUGAACUAUUAUGUUAACAAGGGGACUAUGAAAAUGUUCUAAAUGGAAGUAUACUGAUUAUCCCGGCACUUAAUCCACUCAGUUUUUCAAUAUUAUAGAUUGUUGCCUUAAGAGAUGUGAGAGGGAAAUGAUUAAAAGAAACUUUUACUCGCCAACCUUACUUGCCUUUGUUUUGUCUCUG